AUGUCCAAGCCCCUAGUGGACUCGGAAGAUGAGGAAGACGUGGGUAUUCAGCCAUUGUUGGGUGGAGUACCGGAAGUCGUCCUUCCCAGGCUCUCCAAUUCACCUAGAUCACCCCGGGUUCCAACCAAAAAGCCCUUUGUCCCUGCUACAGUGAUUGCUGGCAGUCACCUGGCGGUCAUUGAGCCCUCCCAGCCAACUCCCGAAAGCCCGGUGGAGGCACCCCCAGUCAUUGAUGGAAGUGAUAUUCUCAUUCCCAGACCAUUGAAACAACCCAUGCUAGGUUUGCACCAAGCUCAAGUGGCCCUGUGCAACUUGGUUAGACAAGAGGACCAGGAAUCUGUUACCCUGCCAAAACACAUUCAUGGGUCCUCUACCACCCAGAACACAAGGUCCAGGACACCCUCCAAGGCUCCCUCCAAAGCUCCCCUGGCUCCCAAUCCAAGGCCUGGACCCACAACCCAGAUGCAUGGUUGCAGCAAGACCAUCACUGCCAUCAAGGCACCUGCACCUGCACCAGCUCAGAAGUCACCCAAGUUUUCACUUCUGUCAUCAAGUUCGGCAGUCCCUGCUGCAGCACCCAGUCUGGCAGUCCCUGCUGCAGCACUCAACCUGCCCAUGCCGGAUCUCCAUGCCAUGGCAAUUGCGAUUUGGGAUGGCACAGCUUGCAUUGCCAUUCUCGGGGCUCAUGUGGCAGAGCAGGAUGAGAUGAUGACCACACCCCCAAAAUUUGAGGAUGCCUCUGCCAUUGAGGGCCUCCUGUUUGAGUGCAACUGGAUUGUUCAACCAGAGGUUCCAGAUAUGUCCAGCAAAAAUGUGAACCCAGGUGAUCCAGGCAACCUGGUCCCAGAAUAUGAUUCUUCCAAUGACAUGGAUGUUGAGGUGAAGGUUGAAGUGUCUUCUGAGGAGGUUGACAUGGCUACAUAA
This is a messenger RNA of Suillus subaureus, 924 nucleotides long. RefSeq lists its product as uncharacterized. The record is from RefSeq and is a predicted model, not a curated record. The transcript is spliced from 8 exons. Lineage: Eukaryota; Fungi; Basidiomycota; Agaricomycetes; Boletales; Suillaceae. Bases 1 to 924 code for a protein of 307 amino acids.